Messenger RNA from Plodia interpunctella (Indianmeal moth), 1439 nucleotides. RefSeq names its product Alpha-methylacyl-CoA racemase (gene Amacr). Gene Ontology annotation, biological process: bile acid metabolic process. Gene Ontology annotation, cellular component: mitochondrion. Lineage: Eukaryota; Metazoa; Arthropoda; Insecta; Lepidoptera; Pyralidae. Gene Ontology annotation, molecular function: alpha-methylacyl-CoA racemase activity. The record is from RefSeq and is a predicted model, not a curated record. The transcript is spliced from 3 exons. The coding region runs from base 197 to 1330 and encodes 377 amino acids.
AAUACAUCUAUGGUACCUACAUAUCUACAAUAUACACUGGUCCUACCUUACAAUGACAGUAGACCUGACCCACAGUGUUUUUCGACAUAAAAUCCAAACUUACAACUGGUUUGCAAAACUUGCAUGUAUGUAUUCAGUAUCGUAGUAAUUUAAAGCAAGAACGCAUAUUAUAAACAGCUUAUAAUUUUAUUCAAUCAUGGCUUUAAAAGGCAUAAGAGUUAUUGAAAUGAUGGGGUUGGCUCCAGGUCCCUUGUGUGGAUCUAUAUUGGCUGAUUUUGGAGCAGCCGUUACAGUGAUUCAAAAAAUACAACCAAGCCCUUUUGAUGUUAUGUCAAAUGGAAAACGAAUGAUUUCAGUAAACCUUAAGAGCAGCGAAGGAAUAUCUAUAGUAAAAAAAAUGUGUUGUAAUUCAGAUGUAUUUUUGGAUACAUUUCGGCCUGGUGUAUUAGAAAAAAUUGGAUUGGGGCCAGACAUACUUUUAAAUGAAAAUCCUCGAUUAAUUUAUGCAAGAUUAACUGGUUAUGGCCAGGAUGGUUACUUGAAAGAUAAAGCAGGACAUGAUAUAAACUAUGUCGCUAUGUCUGGUAUACUGUCCUUAUUGCGAAGUAAAGAUCGCGCCCCAUCGCCACCUUUAAAUCUCUUGGCUGAUUUUGCAGGUGGCGGUGUGUUAUGCUCUUUGGGAAUUAUUUUAGCUCUCUUUGAAAGAACCAAGUCGGGAAAAGGUCAGAUUGUUGAUGCGAGCAUGACAGAUGGAUUGGCAUAUAUAUCAUCAUGGAUUUUUCGAUCGAGAAAAUUGCCAAUUUGGUCAGGAGAACCAGGAACAAAUGCACUGGAUGGUGGAAUGCCCUUUUAUAAAACAUAUAAAACAAAGGAUAACAAAUUUAUGGCAGUAGGGGCAUUAGAACCCCAAUUUUAUUCAGAAUUUCUGAAAGGUUUAAAUUUGUCAGAAGUUGAAUAUAGUCAAUUUGACAUCGAAAAAUGUGCAAAUAAAUUUAAAGAAAUAUUUUUACAGAAAACUCAAGAUGAAUGGUGCUCAACAUUCGAUAAGUUAGAUGCCUGUGUGACACCUGUUUUGGAAUUCGAUACUAUUGACCAACAAAAAUAUUAUGCUGAUAGCGAAACUUUCGACAGAGAUACUAAUAAUAUUAUUAUACCUAAGCCAGCGCCAAAAUUAUCAAUGACUCCUGGAAUACCUGUUGCUAAAAAGCCUUUACCCAAGGCAGGUCAAGACACAAUAGAUAUAUUAAGAGAAAUAGGUUACAAACAAAGCGAUAUAGAGGAGUUUUUAAAUAAAGGUUGUGUAUACGCUACUGAAAAAUCUCAUUUGUAAAAAAAUUGUGAAAAGAUUUUUUUCAACUAACUUUAAAUUUUCGUAUUAAGGAAUGAUCCAUAUGAAAUAUCGGUAUGGUCCUAAAUAUACGUAUUUUAUAUAUAUUAUA